AUGUGGGGAGUCGUGAACAUUUCUCGUGACCCAGACGAGCCCAGAUGCAGGGAGUGUCACCGGCUGGACAAGCUUGAGCAGUGGCUGGAGUCAUCGAGGUGCAUCCGUGAGAUAGAGAACUAUGUGGACAGCACAUUCAAAGAGGUGGUCACAACCACAACAAAUUACAGGGUACAUGAAGCAGAUCGAUUAGUUCAUCACAGUGUACCGGCCUACUCCAUUGCACUGAGAACUGUUGGGUUUAAAAUGAAUGAAAGCCCAGGGCCUGCGCGAUACAAAGAUGUGGCAGUGUCGGGGCCGAAAAUCCCACACCUGAGAUCAGCGCCUGCCUACUCUAUGUUGCAGAAAACUGCAUUUGGUAGCAUGCUUAGUAAUAUUGUGAAGACCCCGGGCCCAUGCGCAUACAAACACGUGGAUACUGAUGUCUUCAAACCCAGAGCACCCAAGUACACCAUAAUGGAACGCAAUCUGAUUCCAGGAGACACUACAAUGAAACCAGGACCAGGUCGUUACAGGGCAGAAGAUGUGAACAUACAUAAACACUACCCCAAGUACACCUUUGGAAUCCACCACUCCGAGUACCUCGCACCCCUUAUUGUGACUCCCUCAGACUGAGAGCCCAGAGCACAGCCAGCCCCAAUCCCCCAGCACACUCUUACAAUCCUGAA
Molecule: messenger RNA, 668 nt
Organism: Carcharodon carcharias (great white shark)
Lineage: Eukaryota; Metazoa; Chordata; Chondrichthyes; Lamniformes; Lamnidae
Product: outer dense fiber protein 3-like
Exons: 5
Coding region: 1-615 (204 amino acids)
Cellular component (GO): cytoskeleton
Source: RefSeq, a predicted model, not a curated record